AGAACGAGCGGGCUCGACGCGCCGCACGCUCGCGGAUCGCGCGCAUCCACGUGAUCGCGCACGCUCUCGCGAUAAACGUUCCGUCCUUAACAAUCGGUACUUACAAUCACCUAAACUCCCUUGGUACAACCGGUACACCAUUCACGAUAGGGUGUCACCACGCGCUCCUCCCUGGCUUUUCCUCACCCUCGCGGGAAUUGCCCGCUUCCGCUUGAUUGCGCCAUCACGUGGACGAUUCCUUCCGAUGAUAUCUGCGGACGAGAGAGCAGAGAUUACUCUCGACUGUCUCGGCUCCGAACCGAUACGUGCCGAUCGCGACGAUCUCGUCGGGGCAGUGAGUGGUAUUCGAUGGCGAAUCGUUUAUCGAAAGGCGACGUCUAGAUCGAGUAGAUUCGUGAGAGAUAGUAUAGAUAUCAUAUAUCUUUUCUAGAACGAAAUGAUAUUUUAAAGGAUAACUCUCUCUAUUGGUUUCUACUAUCGACGUCUUAUAUACUGUAUUUCAACGCGAUAACCGGGAAUGUGACUGUGCACUCCGGAUCAGUGUGAUCGUGCCUUAGGAUUCCGAAGUGGCGUUUCGAGAAUCUGCGUGAGAUUUUACGAGAAACUCGUGAAUGUGAGUAAACUUGUCCACUGGUGCCGAGAAAGGGUGUCUAGAAGAAAUCAGUUGAGAGCCUUUCUUUUCCUCGUGGAUUAUAUGCUGGACCAAAUCACUUCGAUACUCAGUGGGCGAGUCUUAUCGAAAGAGAGUCGAAAUAUCCGCGAGAUGGCUCACGUGAAAAGCCAAUGGACGUGUAAACCAUUAAAAAUUGGCGGGCAAAUCCGCGCUCGCGCUACUAGGAAAAAAUUCGCCCUGUAAGAAAAGUGAGAGAAAGAAGAAAGAAACAAGAGAAGAGAGAAAGAAAGAGAAUAAAGUAGCCACAAGAGCGAUAAGGACGUCGUAUUACGAGUAAAGGCGCUCGGUCGAUCGCGUAUCCCAAAAAUAAUGGGUUGAACUUUCGAGUGGCGUUCUCCAUUCGCAAGAAGAAGCUAAAAUGGAAGCACAGCGAGACGAUGAGCUUCAACUUUCACGUCGACUACGUUCUUAACGAAUGGUAGUCGGAAAUUAUACGUUGAUUACACAAAGAAGACGAAGAAAUCGGUGUUAAGUGACAAAGUGCGAAAUCCAGCAACAACAACGAUAAAGAUAAUCGAACUUCCGUAAACGCGGCAGUGUUGUCCUUUUAAAAGGUCAUCCCUCAUCAAAACCGACCGCGCCCGCAUUACUCUGUCCGUUCGAUUUGUAUCGAGUGUCUCGUCGAUCUUCAUCGUCCGCACAUCCCGUCCGUUAUUUAUACAUUCGCGGAGGAAAUCUCGGGAGCGUAAUCUUCCACUCGCAACUUUUAUCGCGCUCGUCGCAUCGCAUUCGUCGCGCGGCCAUUACGGCCGUGGUCGAAUUAAAUCUUAUUAAGCAGCGGUGUAAAUGCAAAUACAAGAAACGAGAAGCCGGGGUAGAGUGGCCGCGAGAUAGACGGAGAGAGGCGUAAUACCUGCGAGGAAACGAGGAAACGUUACUCGUGGUUCAAGGACCCCGCGAAGUUACGAGAAAGACGAGCGGCGACGACGACGACAACAACAACUGCAAACUCGAGCGGGAAGACAUGUUCGUUAUGCUCGCCAAAAUCGAUCAUCGACAAUAAAACGGUUUGUUAAAAGAAGAAAAAAAGAAAAAAAAAAGAAGAUAUCGUUUCUCAGAAGACGCCUGAUGAAAUGCUGGAUAAAUUAUCGAGAUACAGGAUAUCCUUUCGCGAUAAAACCGUUUCACUAAUGACGCUCGACGUGUCCUGCGAGUUAUGCCGGUUUAACUUACGCGACGCGUCAACGGAGGCAUCGCUCUUCAAUAGGAACGCCUUAUAUACGAUAUAUAAAAGAUGUUAUCUACCGACUAAAAUAGCGUACCACCGGUUUGUGUACAAGUAACGAAGGGGAAAGUUUAACCGAACGAAGUUAGAACAAGUUUCGCAGUAUAUCGAGCGAAGUAUCAAGCCUCGAAUAAUUAAACGAUACCACUUAUUAAGCGAUAGCCACUUUAUUAUCAUCAGGAAAGUUCGACCGAUACAUAACUCUGUUAUCGAGAAGCUGGAUACGUAAUGGAUGUUUGAAGAUUCAAGGAAAGUGACGAAAUUUUUGUUCGAAUUUUCUGUCACUGCGGAUCGGUGGAUUUAUAGGAUAACCGUGACUAAAACUUCAACGUCGUUCAGUUCUCGGGAAGUCGCGAUUUUCAAAGAUUCGCAGAGAGGAGAGUUACGGAGAGAGUUUCUCUCGUUCUCUGCGCGAAAGCUGCCUGCGAAAGUGCCUGAUUGUGGAUCGAGUCGAGACUUAUCGCGGCCGGCUCGCGCAGGACCGACUCUUCGAGAGGUCGAGACAAGGAUCGAGAAGGCGCGCGCGAAUACUGAAUGCCGCAGACGGUAGCAUCGGCCAGGAAGCGCGACGUGCACCACGCUGUUCGCCGCCGGCGUCGCCGACGCCGUGAUCGCUCGUACGUACGUUCGAUGCCCGUACAAUGGACGUUUUCAAACUCGAUCAGUCGCUGAGCGCGGGUUUGGGCAGCGCGCCGGCGCCGGACACCCUCACGCCGGAAGUGUCAUUCGACGCCGGCAGUGAGUUCAACCUGAGCUUCUUCGACGGCCCGGAGGAGAACAACAGCACCCAGGGCUUCAGCGACCCCGGUUCCGUGGGUAGCGCCAGUGCCUCACCGCCCCCCGGUACACCCGGUGGCGCCGUACCCCCCGUUGCCGCCGCAACCGUCGCUGCCGUCGCCGCCGCCGCCGCCGCCGCCGCCGUCACCGUCGCAGCCUCCGCCUCCACUGGAGGCGUUAAUAAUCCGAACGCGCCUCCUCCGCUGCCGAUUGUCCAAGUGCCCACCACCGGCAUCGUCAUUAAGCAAGAACAGCAUUACGCAGCAGCUGAUUCCAAUAGUUCGACGCCCGCUAAGAGCUUUGUACCCUGCAAGGUUUGCGGCGAUAAGGCGAGCGGUUAUCAUUACGGCGUUACCAGCUGCGAAGGUUGCAAAGGCUUCUUCAGAAGGAGUAUACAGAAGCAGAUAGAGUACAGGUGCUUGAGGGACGGCAAGUGUCUUGUCAUCAGAUUAAAUCGGAACCGUUGCCAGUACUGCAGAUUCAAGAAGUGCCUAGCCGUCGGCAUGUCCAGAGACUCCGUGAGAUACGGCAGGGUGCCGAAACGCUCGAGAGAACGCGGCCCCGAGGACACGAUGGCGACGACCAUGACGACGACGACGACGACGACGACGAUGGCGGCUAUGGAAAUGCAGCAACUGACUACACCCGAUACCGGCAACAACAAUGCCAGCAACAAGAACAACAAUAACAACAACAAUAACAACAACAAUAACAAUAACAAUAACACCCAGAGCCAGAACGCGAUCUCACGAGUACCGUCGGCUGCGGUGGUCGAGGCUGAUCAAUCAGACGCUGAUGUGAAGCAACUGGCUGUAUACGAUGUGAUUCAUCAGGUCUCUCAGGCUCAUCACGCUCAUUGCGGCUUCACGGAAGAGUCCACCAGGGGCCUCACGAGGAAACCUAUGAUAAUACCGGCGAGUAAUUCUUCGCAGCCCGCGAGCCCGGAAGAUCCAGAAGCAGCAUCCUCGACCGCGGAGACUGUUGAGUCGCAGAGGAUCUGGUUGUGGCAGCAAUUUGCCACUAGAGUGACGCCAUCGGUACAAAGGGUGGUGGAGUUCGCAAAACGGAUGCCGGGAUUCUGCGAACUCUCGCAAGACGACCAGCUGAUCCUGAUCAAAGUCGGCUUUUUCGAGGUGUGGCUCUGUCACAUCUCCAAAAUGACCACCGAUAAUUCGAUGACUUUUGAAGACGGCACUUACUUCACUCGCCAGCAAUUGGAACUGAUGUACGAGCCCGAUUUUGUGUCUGCACUGAUGCAAGUCACGUCUUCGUUAAAUGCCCAUCAACUGACGGACACCGAGCUGGGCCUGUUCUCGGCGGCGGUGCUGCUGAACGAACGACCAGGACUGAACGACGUCAAGGCCGUUCAAAGGCUGCAGGAUCGCGUUCUGGAGGCAUUGAGGGUGCAAACGACGCGACCCUCCGGUGAAGGUGCCGGCGGCACCAACGUCUCGCAAAGGAUACCCGAAUUGAGAGCGCUCGGCGCUAGACAUGCCAAUCUUCUAGAUUGGUUCCGCAGGAAUUGGACAAAGCUCAAAUUACCGCCGCUGUUCGCCGAGAUAUUCGACAUUCCUAAAUGCGAGGAGGAUUUGCAAUGAAAAGCAGCCUCUAUAAGCUACAGCGAGGUAAUUCGAGAUCAAUGAUGCCGUGCUGUCGGCGAUAAAUCGGGCCCAGCGUUUACCGAGGCCGUUCUGAAUAUCUAGAAACGUUUUAACUCAUAGAGUUAGCGAAAUACAUCUAACACGAUGACGAGAUUCAAAUUGAAUGAAGAACGGGCGGUUCAAACGAGGAAUGAAGUAUGCCUGUGAAGAUUGUUUAUCACAAGAGAUAUUAGAAAAUUAGAGAGAAAAGAAAAACAAAGCGAUUGUCGACGACUAUCAUUGAUGGUGAUUCCCAUUGACCUGUCUCGGUUAUUCAAAAGUCAGCGGGAAAGGAAUUUUGGUUGAAGGAUCGUGAAAGAAAUUUGCCGUACUAGAAAAUUAAAAAAAAGGAAGAAAGGAGAAAAUUACAGACGCAAUUGUUGAUUAUCUGAACAGCAAGCUCGCGCAGCGGACAGUAGCGUGAACUUCUAACGACGAUCUUUUAGACGACAUCCCCUGAAAUGUUUUGAUCGCUCCAGCGAAUAAAAGAAGAUGAUCUCAAGAGAAAAGAAGAUUACCUUUAAAGAGUCGCGCAAGCAAUAAGACGGAACUUCUCCGUGCAAGCUCCGCGCAAGUUCGGAAGAAAAUUCGCAAUUUGCUCAAAUUCAACAGAAACGGAUUUGUACUAUUCGCCAAGCAAUAGCACACACGCAUUACAACAAGUGGGUCUCCGAACGGGCGUAUAUUUGAAUGAAAUAUUCAAUCGACGAGGGAGGGAUCUUUCGCGCCGCUUUGCCGCCGCGCCAAGUAAAUAGCUGUUUUUUUUAACAAGCAUUACGAAGAAACAAGCACAAAAAGCAUAACAGAGUCAUGGACGUCCGUUCGUGCUCAAGAUUCUGUCCUUUGAUUUUUCUUUUUGUUUCUCUUCAAAUAAUUCUAAGACUUAAGAAUAUAUAUGUAUAUAAUAAAUAUAUACACAGCGUGCAGUACCCGUCUGAGCGGCUAGAACGGAAAUCGGCCAAAUGAUAGCAUCAGAAACACCAACUAUAUUCAACGGACAUAUCAGAAAUUAAGAUUACAAAGUGUUCCCUCGUGUAUUGUUAUCGUUGCUGACCACGUACGUGUCUCUUUAGAGGUAUUGCGGCCAGCGUAAUUGUGAUCAGCUCGAAUUUUAAUGUUGCAGACACGUGAAAAAAAUUAAUUUCACUAAACGAUAUAUUUUAGAAUGAAAA
Molecule: messenger RNA, 5487 nt
Organism: Trachymyrmex septentrionalis
Lineage: Eukaryota; Metazoa; Arthropoda; Insecta; Hymenoptera; Formicidae
Gene: Eip78C
Product: ecdysone-induced protein 78C
Exons: 8
Coding region: 2540-4273 (577 amino acids)
Biological process (GO): regulation of DNA-templated transcription
Molecular function (GO): zinc ion binding; nuclear receptor activity; sequence-specific DNA binding
Source: RefSeq, a predicted model, not a curated record